Molecule: messenger RNA, 3719 nt
Organism: Seriola aureovittata
Lineage: Eukaryota; Metazoa; Chordata; Actinopteri; Carangiformes; Carangidae
Gene: znf710a
Product: zinc finger protein 710a
Exons: 5
Coding region: 163-2238 (691 amino acids)
Cellular component (GO): nucleus
Source: RefSeq, a predicted model, not a curated record
UGUGUGUGUGUGUGGUGGGGUGGAGGGCUGGUGGAGGGGGGCAGGCACAGUCAGUUCUGAUAACAGCAACAGUAGGAGGAGGAUGAGCCGUGGGACCGCCCCACUCUCCCACAGAUAUAAAUAGGAGGUGGAUUUUUUUACUCCACUCAUUUCUCCUGAAGGAUGAGAUCCCUGAAACACCUCAAACAUCACUCCAGGAACAAUGUGGAGGAGGAGAGUAGCCGCUUGGUGCGUACCUACCCCAAGAUGACUGAAGGCCAAGUGGAUGUGGGCACGCAGACGGAGCCUGUGGUGGUGCUAUCUCUGGCUCAGGCAGCUGUUCUUGGCCUCAUCUCCCAGAAUGAAAUCUUUGGGGCCACCAUUGCUCCUAAUGGCUUCUACACUGGGGAGCCCAGAGAGUGCCCUCCUCCUCCACCUGAGGCAAUGGAGUACGAGUACGCUGACCAGCUGAUAGGGGCCAACGGGGACUACCUGGCUGAGCCUGCUGGGGAGCCGGAGCCCCAGCCCCACUGUAGUGAAAGAAGACGGCCCGGGCCCCGUGGGAGGACCAAAAGGCUCAGGAAUGAAGGAGAAUUAGAGGGUCAUCCACACAAAGCUCCAAGUCCGCAGGCUCAGGUUAAAGGUGAAAGACUUGACACUGAUACCCCUCCUUCCUGCAUUCACAUGAACAGCAGGCGUACUCCUGGCAAGUCGGAGGAUCCACUCACCCAACAAGAGUCUCUGAAAGAAGAGCAGGCCUGCGGAAACUGUGUGUCAUGUGUGAGAGAUACACCCAGGCCACAGACAGACGGACAACCAGAACAGGAACAAGAGGAAAGCUCUCGUAGAGACAGAGAGAGGAAGGAAGAGGAGCUGGUGGUGGCGGAGGAAGAAGAGGAAGAAGCACUAAACCUUAAGACCGGCGGAGACACUGGCAGUCCUCUGGAGAGCCGAUAUUACGAGUCCAAUGAGGUGGCCUAUGAGUCGGCUGACAUGCCCCUGCCAGGGGAGUAUGAGGAGAACGGCCAGGCCAUGCUGUGGUCAGACCCAGAGGGUCUUGCCAGGCGAAUGCAGAUUGACCGGCUGGACAUCAACGUACAGAUCGAUGAAUCUUACUGCGUAGAUGUGGGAGAGGGUUUGAAACGCUGGAAGUGUCGCAUGUGUGAGAAGUCCUACACAUCCAAAUACAACCUUGUCACUCAUAUCCUGGGCCAUAACGGAAUUAAGCCCCAUGAAUGUCUACACUGUGGAAAACUCUUCAAGCAGCCGAGCCACCUCCAGACUCACCUGCUCACCCACCAGGGAACCCGACCUCACAAGUGCACAGUUUGUGAGAAGGCCUUCACGCAGACCAGCCACCUGAAGAGGCACAUGCUACAGCAUUCUGACGUCAAGCCCUACAGCUGUCGCUUCUGCGGCCGUGGCUUCGCUUACCCCAGUGAGUUAAGGACCCACGAGAACAAACACGAGAAUGGUCAGUGCCACGUCUGCACCCAGUGUGGUCUGGAGUUCCCGACCUACGCGCACCUGAAGCGCCACCUGACCAGCCAUCAGGGCCCUACCACAUACCAAUGCACAGAGUGCCACAAGUCCUUCGCUUACCGCAGCCAGCUGCAGAACCACUUGAUGAAGCACCAGAACGUGCGGCCCUACGUUUGCCCCGAGUGUGGCAUGGAGUUUGUCCAGAUCCACCACCUCCGACAACACGCUCUCACUCACAAGGGUAUGAAAGAAUUCAAGUGUGACGUCUGUGCCAGAGAGUUCACCCUGUCUGCCAACCUGAAGAGACACAUGUUGAUCCAUGCCAGUGUGAGGCCCUUCCAAUGCCACGUCUGCUUCAAGACCUUUGUCCAGAAGCAGACUCUUAAAACACACAUGAUUGUCCACCUGCCGGUCAAGCCUUUCAAAUGCAAGGUGUGCGGAAAGUCGUUCAACAGAAUGUACAACCUCCUUGGCCACAUGCAUCUCCAUGCCGGCAGCAAGCCCUUCAAGUGCCCUUACUGCACCAGCAAGUUCAACCUGAAGGGCAACCUUAGCCGACACAUGAAGGUCAAACAUGGCAUCAUGGAUGCCUCAAUAGAUGGACAAGAACCCCCCCAAGACACAGAAGGCCAAGAGGACUAUGAGGAGGAGAGCUUUGAAUUCAGUGAGCGAGAAAACCGGGCUAACAACAACAACACACCGGACAUUGCUAAACUAUCUCAAAUGGAGUAUUACAGCACCUAUGGGAAGGGCACAGGGCGCUUCAGUACUGCAUGAAUUAUUAAAAUGACCCCAAAUUGAAUACAAGUGUGAACUAAUGAAAACAGGAUUCUUUUUUUGUUUUGUUUUUUGUUGAUGUUGUUGUUAAAGGCAUAGUGUUUGGGUUGUUCUUCAAGGACAUGAAGAAUCCCAGCAAACUGCACAUUCAUAUGCACUGGAAUCACUCGUAAUGCUACAAAAUUUGGAAAUGUAUACUUUUUACCUGAUUACAUAUUUUUCACCUCUAAAACACUGCAAAUCUACUGAAUACAUAUAUUAUAUUUGAGAAAAUAAAGAAAAAAUAGGAGCAUUUAGGUAAAAAAAAUUAAAUAAAUCUAUAUAAAUACGUAUAUGUUGUCAGUUGCUAAAAAAACAGGAACAUCAUCUGAGCCUAAUUUGGAAAAGCACAUUUUUAGCUACAAGCAUAAAAACAUAUGGUGAUGUUAUACUGCACUUACUCAUUCAGACAAUUGCAGUCCCUCUCAGGCUGCUGGGGUAAACUAAGGUGAAGGGUUAAAGAAGGGAACAAGUGUUACUCCUCUUUUCACUUGCCAAAGCUUUUCAAGUUGCAAAGGUUAACAAUUCACUUUGAUUUAUACUGUGAAAUUAAAUUUGAGGUCUGAGAAACGAUUGAAAUUCCAUUGGAUUUGCAAUCUGUGUUUUAUUGUAUAUUAUUGUACAGAAUGUAUCAGUCCUCUUGUAUGUUGGCUGGUACUGUAAUCAGUGCGUUGCACUGAGGACCACUGUGUCUACUUUUUAGGUUUCUGCAUUAACAAGCAUCACCCUGUAUUGAUCUCUAGUCUAUGAAUGUAAUUGUUUCUGUGGAAUGUUUUAAGAUACUAAUGAAAAGAAAUUCAAAAUACCCUUUUUGAUGGAUAGGACCCCUUUACCAAAGAAUUGGAUCAAAUCUUGCAGCUAUGGGCAAUGUCAGUCUCUUUUCCUUGAUGUUGUGUAGAGAUGGUACAUUGGAUUUCUUGGGGUCCAGUCAAAGACCUCAUGAAAUUGCAUUCAGGUUCCCCUCCCACCCAUCUGUAGAUCUCUUCAAAAGAUUACCACAGAGAACGGACUGUGGUACAGCUUCUCUUUCAACAAACCUCACCAUUUUCCCCUAAACACGUCUUCACAAGACUGCAGUAUUUUUCAAAAGCAAUGCAAACCCUGCAUUCACAUUGCAGUUGUUUUUUUUUUGUUUGUUUUUUUGAAUGGAUGAAUCUCAACAAGAAUUGUCCCAAAAAACUCGGACAGAAAUAUUAAGUGCCCCAGUGUGUCUGCGAGAGCGUGCCAUCCAUCAUGCUGUACACUGGUCUCGAGUGAUGAACGACAACCUCCCAACAUGUGACAGGGCCAUGGACCUCAUGGAAAAUGAUUUGGGAAAUGCUCAAUAUAUUCAGUUUCCCAGUGCUUAGCUUUUCAAACUUGUAACCUGCAAACAAGGUAUCCAUUUGCAAUGUUGAUAUAGCGCAUUUAUAAUAAAAAUGCUCAUUUUUGUGCGUUUCUCA